Messenger RNA from Carassius auratus (goldfish), 898 nucleotides. Its product is annotated as AN1-type zinc finger protein 5-like. Gene Ontology annotation, molecular function: DNA binding; zinc ion binding. The transcript is spliced from 6 exons. The coding region runs from base 171 to 818 and encodes 215 amino acids. The record is from RefSeq and is a predicted model, not a curated record. Lineage: Eukaryota; Metazoa; Chordata; Actinopteri; Cypriniformes; Cyprinidae.
AUGGUGACGUCACACCCGUUGUUUCGGAUGACGUUUAGAGAAGCAGGCCGCACGCGCAUAGCAGGAACUCUUGUCAGAUUUCUGUGGAUCAAGGUCGUCGAUUUUCCCUAAGUCACACGGAAAUACGGGAUCGCCCUCUCCCGUCCCCCUUACCCCCCUUCUCAAACAGCAUGGCUCAGGAGACAAAUCAGACGCAGGUGCCAAUGCUUUGCACUAUGGGAUGCGGUUUCUAUGGUAAUCCUCGCACCAAUGGAAUGUGCUCUGUCUGCUACAAGGAACAUCUGCAGAGACAACAAGGAGGGGGACGAAACAGUCCCCCAGGUGAGAAAGCUGCCACAUCUCCUGUAGGUUCCCCAGGUGCAUCUGCGGUAACAGUGGAGUCCACCCCUGUACCCACUACAGAAGCCGUUACCCCUCCUGAAGAACGCACAUCUAAUAGUUCGCCCAGUCCAGUAACCCAGCAGAUGACGGCUAUGAGCAUCUCACAGGACACAGCAACCACUGAUUCAGACAGAGCGGAAGUAGAGGAGGAAGAGGAGGAGGGCUCGUCUAAAAGCACAGGGCCAGUAGGGGAAGCUACACAGCCUUCUUCAGAUGGAGAUCAGACUCCUGACAAGAGCAAAAAGAAGAAUCGAUGCUUCACAUGUAGGAAAAAAGUUGGCCUCACGGGCUUUGACUGUCGCUGUGGUAACCUGUUUUGCGCUAUCCAUCGUUAUUCUGACAAACAUGACUGUCCCUACGACUACCGAGGAGCCGCUGCCGCCCGCAUCCGCAAGGAGAACCCCAUCGUUGUAGCUGAGAAGAUUCAGAAGUUAUGAGGACUGACAGCUAAACGAGCAAAAAUAGUUUGACCUGCAAGUUUUGGAACCAUGGCGCUGAAUAACACCAUUCUAAACUG